Messenger RNA from Humulus lupulus (European hop), 2048 nucleotides. RefSeq names its product CBL-interacting serine/threonine-protein kinase 1. NCBI's taxonomy places the organism in Eukaryota, Viridiplantae, Streptophyta, Magnoliopsida, Rosales, Cannabaceae. The transcript is spliced from 12 exons. Gene Ontology annotation, molecular function: protein kinase activity; ATP binding. The coding region runs from base 219 to 1592 and encodes 457 amino acids. The record is from RefSeq and is a predicted model, not a curated record. Gene Ontology annotation, biological process: signal transduction; protein phosphorylation.
UAAAUGGAAGGAAGUUUUGGUUUGGUUCUCUGCUUCAGGAUUACAUUUCAAAUACACACAAGAACAGGAAGAAUCAAAGAGAGAGAGAGAGAGAGAGCGAGAGAUUUGGCUUAGUGCUUAUACAAAUCUUUACAGUUUAACAAGCUUAUAUAUAUAUAUACUGUAUAUACGCGUUUCUCUCUUUCAUUCUCUUUCUUUUUCUCUCUCUCCGCCUGUUCAUGGUGAUCGCGGUUGAGGUAGAGAAUAGGAAUCAUCAUCAUCAGAGGGCGGUAGGUCCGCCGGGAAUGCGACUGGGGAAAUACGAGUUGGGAAGGACUUUAGGAGAAGGAAACUUUGGGAAAGUCAAACUUGCUCACGAUCAUAAAUCCGGUAAUCUCUUUGCUCUCAAAAUUCUCCAGAAGAACAGAAUCAUCAACCUCAACAUCACCGAUCAGAUUAAGAGAGAAAUCGCUACCCUCAAGCUCCUCAAACAUCCUAACAUCGUCCGAUUGCAUGAGGUCUUGGCAAGCAAAACCAAGAUUUACAUGGUCUUGGAAUAUGUCACUGGAGGAGAAUUAUUUGAUAGAAUUGCAAAUAAAGGCAAAGUCACAGAAGCUCAAGGCAGAAAGCUCUUCCAACAAUUAAUUGAUGGGGUCAGCUAUUGCCAUAGCAAGGGUGUUUUCCAUCGUGAUCUUAAGCUAGAGAAUGUUCUUGUGGAUGCCAAAGGGAACAUCAAGAUUUCUGAUUUUGGUCUCAGCGCACUGCCACAGCACUUCAGGGAUGAUGGUUUACUGCAUACAACUUGUGGAAGUCCCAACUAUGUUGCUCCAGAGAUUCUUGCUAAUAGAGGGUAUGAUGGAGCUACCUCGGAUAUAUGGUCAUGUGGUGUUAUCUUGUACGUAAUCCUUACCGGAUAUCUUCCUUUUGAUGAUAGAAAUCUUGCAGUUCUCUAUCAAAAGAUAUUGAAGGGUGAAGCACUGAUACCCAAAUGGUUAUCUCCUGGCGCACAGAACAUGAUUAGGAGAAUUCUUGAUCCCAACCCCGUUACCCGGAUAACAAUGGAAAGCAUCAAAUCAGAUGAAUGGUUUCAGCAGUGUUAUGUUCCUCCAAAUGCCUACGAAGAAGAAGAAGAAGAAGAUACAUACGUUGACAAUGAUGAUGCCUGCUCAAUCCACCAUGUGACAUCUGAAGAAGAGAAUAGGACUUCAGAUUCGCCGGUUUUAAUCAAUGCCUUUCAACUCAUUGGAAUGUCCUCAUGUUUAGACCUUUCGGGUUUCUUUGAGAAAGAGGAUGUCUCAGAGAGAAAAAUCAGAUUUACAUCCAAUUAUUCUGCAAAAGAAUUGCUUGAGAGGAUCGAGGGUAUUGUAAUAGAGAUGGGAUUUUGUGUUCAGAAGAAAAAUGGAAAGUUGAAACUAAUGCAAGAACACAAGGGCCAUAAAAGUUCCGGUUGUCUUUCACUUGCAGUAGAGGUGUAUGAGAUUAGCCCUUCCUUGUUUGUAGUUGAAUUAAGAAAAUCAUAUGGAGAUGCUUCUGUUUAUAGACAGUUGUGUAAAAAGCUUUCAAAUGAUUUGGGUGUUCCCUCAAGCCAAGAGAUCUUGACCAAAGAAGUCUGAAAGUCAUUUGAUUCGUUUCUAAAUCGAAGAACAAAGUAUAUAACCAUAUGAUAUAAACGCACCUCAUGUAUAUGUUUUUUUUUAAUAAAAAAGAAAAGAACAUGUAUAUGUGAGACUAGCAAUAUUUAGAGGAAUUAGUUAAUUUUUUUCUUUUUUCCUUUUGAAAGUGUGGAAUUAGUUCAUUCAGGCCGCAGCUAAUUCCUUAUACCAAUGUAAAGAAAUUACAAUUAUUCAUAUAAAUACAUAUAUUAUAUAUGAGUAAUGAUAUGUGCACUCAAAAUAUGCACUCAAAUAUUAUAUAUAGUGACGUGUCACUAUUUUUUAAAACAGUGAGUCACAGUUUUAAUAAAUGUGAUUGGCUAGGUUAAACUGUCACCUCACUGUGUGUAAUAUUUGGAUGUAUAUUUUGGGUGCACAUAUCAUUACUCAUUAUAUAUUUAGAUAUUCAAGGUAUAA